Messenger RNA from Aspergillus wentii DTO 134E9, 969 nucleotides. RefSeq lists its product as uncharacterized. Gene Ontology annotation, biological process: protein phosphorylation. NCBI's taxonomy places the organism in Eukaryota, Fungi, Ascomycota, Eurotiomycetes, Eurotiales, Aspergillaceae. The record is from RefSeq and is a predicted model, not a curated record. Gene Ontology annotation, molecular function: ATP binding; protein kinase activity. Bases 1 to 969 code for a protein of 322 amino acids. The transcript has a single exon.
AUGGAUAUCCCGUCCACUGAACUCCCCAAGCCUCCAGUCCCAUAUUUGAAGGGCUGGAGAUUUACUGUCCAAUCAUACAUUCCUCCUCCUCCAACACCAGUGACUCGCGGUUGUUGCCGUAACUUUAAAGCUGGGAGAGAGGAAAGGAGCCAGCUUAGUCCUAUUGAGCGAUGUCUGCGAAACCCUCCUUUAUCAGGCAAGAUUGGAUCAGAUACUCUCCAAUUGCAAGUUAUCGAUCAAUUAAGAGUUGGAGAUGGAUCAAAUGCUCAGGUCUUUACGGUCCAAGUUGUCACAUCAACGCCUGGCUUGGCUUUGCCAGAUCAAAAAAUGGUGGCCAAAGUGUACGACCCUCUUUAUUUCAAUGAUGAAGAGGGCUAUGCAAACCCCUUUCUUUGCACCAAUGAACACUAUACGCAUGAAGUGGCCGCAUACAAACUUCUCACCGACCUGCAAGGAGAGUCUAUCCCUCGAUUCUAUGGAUCCUAUUCCCUGGAUAUUCCUGUUGAAGAUAUCCCUGUUGAUGGGUUGGGGUCGCGCACCGUUCGCCUCAUCCUGGUGGAACAUAUCCCAGGCAUCACAAUGCGCGACGCCGACCCGAAAGACUUCUCUCAAACUGCCCGUCAGGAGCUCAUGAAGUCAAUCAUUGACUUUGACACUCUCAUAUUCCAUCAAGCGGACAUUGUCAACCGAGACAACAGUCCUCGGAAUGUGAUUAUGCAUCCUGAUGGAAGGCUUAUCCACAUUGACUUUGCCAACACGUCAUUUAACCGUGGGAGAGAUCCUAAUCGGUCCUACAAAACACCCGGCUUUUUCGGACAAUACAUCUCGCCUCUUCUGCGAUGGACUGAUAAGACCCUAGCAUGGGACUUUCUCGACUGGAUUGACUGGGACUGGACGCUCUGGGUCGAGGCUGAGUAUGCCCAUACAGCUGAUACAAUCACCCCUGAAAUGCGCCAGCGAAUGUGGUAA